Molecule: messenger RNA, 2697 nt
Organism: Acipenser ruthenus (sterlet)
Lineage: Eukaryota; Metazoa; Chordata; Actinopteri; Acipenseriformes; Acipenseridae
Exons: 5
Coding region: 282-1598 (438 amino acids)
Molecular function (GO): protein binding
Source: RefSeq, a predicted model, not a curated record
CGAAAAACAUUUGUUUGAAUUUCGCAGGCUAGCGAACUGAUUGGUCGGGGAGGGAACGUGCCUCAUUUCCGAUUGGCUGGGCGCGUGUUGAUGGCGUCACCCGCAGCGACAGAUAAAGACACAUGACAUGAUAAACCCAGGCGUGUGCUUGAGUCGUGUGGAGUUUCAUGUGCUUGGAAUAGUAAAUCUGAACAGUAAGCAGGUUGGGAGGCGCAAAAGAGCUCAAGGGGAAUUCAUUUGCAACACAACUACAUUACAUUUUAAAAGGAGAGUAGCUGGCCAUGGCCCUGCACAGCUGGAGCGGUCCCCAGUUGCCUCCGGAGAUGUACCUGAAGAUAUUCCGGUGCCUCACACAUGAAGAGAAGGGGAGUGUGCGCUCCACGUGCCGGCUCUUCAAGCAGCUGAUAGACCAGCCUGCCUGCUGGCGGGACACCACGGUUAUCCUGAAAGGAAGCGUCGCAUACAGCCCAGGGUUUUGGGAGAUGCUGAAGAAGAGAAGGACGUGCUCCGUGCUGGUCCGCAAGGCGAGAGCGAAUCACUUGAGGAAGCUGCUUUGGUCGCUGCCCAGUCUCAGAGCUCUUGCUAUAGAUCCCAUCUCCGACGCGGGAAUCCUUGACUUGUUGACAGAGUUCAGGAAUGUGGAGAAGCUGGUUUUGAAAGUGGAUUUGAACACGCCUGCCAAGCUGUUCAUAGUCCACCACCUGAAUCACCUCACUCACCUCACUGUGUGCGACCUGAAGAGGCACUGCAGAGAAAACCAGCUGCUACGUGGGGUGUCUGCGCUCACAAACCUGCGCUCGCUGACCCUUCACUGUGACUGGGGGGACCCCGCUGUCAAACUGUUCCGCUUUGUUUUAUUCCAAUUGCCCAGUCUCAGGGAGCUCUCUGUCAAAGUGAACCCUUUUUACACGGCGCUGCAACCAGAUAGCUUUUCUCCACUGACCGGGGAGCAAUGCAACCGAAUAGGCCUUCCACACAGCUGUGUGUCUCGGCUUCAGCUGGAGAAGCUGGAGCUUCUCGACUGCGAGGACAUAGACCUGUGUGAAGAGUCCUUGAAUCAGCUGUCAUCCCUGCGCCGCCUGUUCGUUCACUUCACCUGUGGCGAGAGAGCGAGGCACUUCUCAAUUGAUCUGGAUUCUGUGCUCAGAAAGCUUCCACACCUGACAGAGCUGCGGCAGAAAAGGGGUAGGCUCAUCUGCAAAGCCCUGCCAGCCCACCUGGAAAGCCUGAGUCUGAACAGCGUGUUCAUGAAUCCUACGGUUUUGAAGAGGUUGGCAUCAGCAGAACUCAAACACCUCCGGCUUGACCACUGCACUUCUAAUAUUGAGAGCCUCAACGACUUCCCACAGCUGUUUCCACACCUGAAGACUCUCAGUAUCCGAUGCUUCCAUAUGACGGGUAAGGAAUUUGUGCACUUGGCUAAGCUCAGGUAUCUGGAGAAGCUGGAUAUUGUUGAUGUCAGCAGCAUCCCCUCCAUCACUAGACAGCAGCUGGAGGAGUUGAUCCGCGGCUUUCGGAUCACGAUGGAUAACAGGGUCCAGAUAGUGCAGCACCCAGAGCCACAGGAGAGAGCCGCCUGUGACUGCAGCGCACACUAGAGGACCUGCUUCUUUCCAUCUCACCUGGCCAUGGAUAUGUAUAUAAUACCUGCCGCAAAGGGGAUGCUUUGAUAAACCCACUGAGAUGAGCCAAAGCCAGAUGGGAUCAUUCUACUGCACGAUCCCCUGGAUUGCAUCCCCCUCCUAUCCCUGAUUAUCCUGGGACCACCCCUAAAUACAUCUACCCCGAUACUGUAAACUGCUCUUAUACAAUCCAGGGAGGGGUCAUCCCGGUGGGGUACAGGUUCAUCAAAUUGAACCCAGAGUUAUUAUGGGGUAACUCAUAACUAGGGUUGCGACUGGGGCUUAUUAUCGAGUGAAAAAGGGACGAAGCCAAGCUGCAGUGAUGUGAAAUCUGCUUAAUAAUGAUCACUACUUUCCCCUGUGUUGCAGAGUUUAGUGCAUUCAGAUGCAGUUCUUUUGUCCGGCUAAUACAGCCUUACGCAGUUCAGUCUUCGGUGCACUUCACUGUAUCGAAUCGCAGAGCGGUUCAUGGAGUUUGUCUGGAUUUCCCAAAGGUAGCUUAGGCUGAUAAAGGGGACCUUUCCACUGUGACAUCAGAACUCUGAUUCGAGGUGAUUGCCUUCAGGUUCCUCCUGAGCAGCACUGCCAGGGUCAUCUACCAAGGGAGUUACUGCUGUUAAAAAUACAGACAUGUAUUGACCUUUUCAGUGUUUUGCUUUCCUUCCAUUUCACUGUUUUAGAGCUGGACAUUCUGUCUCAGUGUUCCGCAGUGGGCGUGUCCUGCAGCGGAGCUUCCUGAUUGGUUUAUAAAAGUUCUGAGGUUUCUAAUCGCAAGCGAUACCUUUGUUACACUGAUAAAUCAUCAUCAGACUAAUGGCAAGGUUUUUGUGGUUAUAAAAGCCUCUUGCUUGUCCGAUAUUGAUGUACUUCACCAGUGUUACAAGCCUUGCAUUUUUAUUGAGAGACCCAACAGCAGGAUGUUAAUAUCUUCAAUCUUUGUUACUGCUCAGGAAGCUGCAGAAAUAUUUUGCCAGGUUAAGGAUACUGCUGUAUGUAAUUCCUGUUUGUACUGUAAAUAUAUACAUUGACAAUCAUUUACAUUCAUAACUAUUUAAACAUGUUCUAAUAAUUCAAA